Messenger RNA from Drosophila melanogaster (fruit fly), 954 nucleotides. RefSeq lists its product as uncharacterized. The transcript is spliced from 3 exons. NCBI's taxonomy places the organism in Eukaryota, Metazoa, Arthropoda, Insecta, Diptera, Drosophilidae. Bases 65 to 697 code for a protein of 210 amino acids. The record is from RefSeq and is marked reviewed.
UCAUUGUUAUUGUCAUCACUAUUGCAUUGACAUUGUUGCUAAACUGCGCGAUGUGUGGCUGCAAAUGGAGGAGUUUCGUGCGUGGCUGCGGCGUGAUCCGGACGACUCCUACCGGGCGCACUGCCGCUUCUGCAAAUGCUGCGUAAACACCAAAAUAAGCGAUCUGCGUGCACAUGCGUCGACCAAGAAGCAUAUGAAGCACUUAAACCUUAAACAGCAAAUCAAAACCACAGACGACAGCCCCUUAAACAGGUCAUCCGCCAGCAGCUCCAGCACCACUCCCUACAAGGUCAAGGUGAAGUCGCAGCCAAAAACUUCCCCGGUAAAAAAGGAAAAAAUCAGUGCAUCGGAUCAGUCCGUCGACUACGAGGAAAUCAUUGAGAACCUGGCACUUUACGAACCAGAGCAGGUCAUGUUCUCAUCGUGCUCCCUGACCGGCGGCGGCGAGCAAAGGCUAGAGGACGACGUUGAAGGCGAGGGCGAGAUGUCCACCAUCAGCAUUAUGGACGAGGAAAUGGUCAACAAGGCAGUGGCCAAUGCUCUGCGCACCCAGAAGGACAGCUCCCAGAUCUUCGGAGACUUUGUGGCCGACCGGCUACGACAGUUGAACACCGACGCCUCCGAGUUUGCCAAGGACAAGAUAAUGAAGGUGAUAUUGGAGGCAGCGUCCAUCGAUCGGGCUCCCACUUAUAAUUAAAAUAUUAGUUUUUAGUAUUGACUAUAGUUUGAAUAAAACAUGAACUGUACAAUUAUGAUUAAUUAAAUAUGCAACAUUUUUGCUAACCUGGGAGGCUUACUUCUAUUCGAAAUUUGUAAGGAAAAAAAAUUGUAAAUUUGUAAAAAAAAAUCAUUUUAUUAUUUAGUAAAUUUUGGAUACAUUUUUAUUAUUACUUUGAAACACCUUAAUUUUGUAUUAUUAGUAAAUAUUUUUAAAGAGAACCAACUGCACUAUGU